This is a messenger RNA of Hermetia illucens (black soldier fly), 1910 nucleotides long. RefSeq names its product synaptic vesicle glycoprotein 2C-like. The transcript has 11 exons. Gene Ontology annotation, biological process: transmembrane transport. The coding region runs from base 200 to 1831 and encodes 543 amino acids. NCBI's taxonomy places the organism in Eukaryota, Metazoa, Arthropoda, Insecta, Diptera, Stratiomyidae. Gene Ontology annotation, molecular function: transmembrane transporter activity. The record is from RefSeq and is a predicted model, not a curated record.
GCAGAAUAUUGCUUCUAGUAGAUUCAAUUCUCUGGAUCAACCCCGAAACGCUACUGAAUUUUCUAGUCUUUAUCCGAGAUAGUUUUCGAUAAAAAAAAACUAAUAAAUUGUAGUAUCAAUGAACAUUUUACUUUGGCGGACUAUCUUUCAAAAGGAAUUUUAUAUCAGUUAUAUUUAAUUAGAAAAAAAAGUUAAGAAGAUGGUGCAAAAGAUAUCUGAAAAUAUGGUGGAAGUUAGUUUAAGUGACCAGAAGAAAAAGGAUAAAGAAGAACCGGCGGACUUUGAAACAGCUAUAUCAGCAACUGAUUAUGGCAUUUUCAAUUAUGUCCUUCUUGUAAUUUUGAUGCCGUCAUGUCUUUCAUCAGUUUAUCAGACAUCAACAAUGUCCUAUAUUUUUGCAACUGCGGAAUGUGAUCUCAAGUUACAAUUAGUUGAUAAAGGAAUACUCAACGCUAUAACGUAUGCAGGAAUGAUAACUUCAGCUAUUCUGUGGGGUUACUUAGCUGACACGAUGGGACGAAGAAAACUCUUGAUCAUUGGUUACCUAUUAGACGCCCUCUGUGUUCUACUAAGUUCCUUGAGUCCUAAUCGACUCUAUCUAAUGAUCUUCAAAUACCUAGGCGGAUUUGCUGUAUGUGGACCAUUUGCCGUUUUGAUGUCCUACGUCAACGAAUUCCAUGGUACCAAGCAUCGAUCAAGGGUGAUGAUGUGCAUCGGGUGCUUCUUCAGUAUAGCAACUUUGUCAUUACCAAUCAUCGCUUAUGUUAUCUUACCCAAUAACUGGAAUGUUACUAUAUUUGGUCUCAUUGUGAUACGCUCCUGGAAGGUAUUUUUAGCCGUUUGCUCACUGCCAAGCUUGAUAGCAGGAAUAUGCUACAUAUUUCUUCCGGAAAGCCCAAAAUUCUUGAUGACCACUGGAAGGAAUAACGAUGCAUUGAAAGUCUUCCAGAUGAUUUACCAUUUGAACACAAGGAACCCCCGAGAACAAUAUCCGAUUAAGGAGCUCGUGAAGGAGAUACCCCAGAAAGGAUCGAAUGUUGAGAAUAAUUUAUCAGAUGAAAACCGGCCAAGCAGUAAACAAGGCAAGGGAUUGGUUGCUUCGUUGCAGUCUGGCUUGUUGCAGCUUAAACCUAUGUUUAGUAAACCAUAUCUCGGACAAUCGCUCCUGGUUUACACUAUUCAGUUUUUCACUUUAAUGGGAUUGAACACCUUUCGGUUGUGGGUUCCUCAGUUGUUCGCUAUAAUCACUAAUUAUGAAAAUACUGUUUUAAGCAAAGGAGGCGAAGCGGCCACCUUAUGUACGAUGAUAAGUUACAACCUAAAUGUAACUUCCCACAACGUACAAGCGGUGGAAAGUAAUGAAUGCAUAGCGGAUGUUGAUAGCAAAACGUAUCUUAAUUCGGCUGUGGUGGGGGUAACUCAACUCCUCAGCUACUUCUUGGCUGGCACUGUAAUUAACGCACUUGGCAACAAAACAAUAUUGGUCAUGGUGGUAACUUUAGCAGGAACAAUGGGAAUAUCCUUAUAUUGGGCAACGAACUCAUUAACAACAAUGAUUAUGUCCGCGAUUUAUGUUGCCGUAGGCAGUAUCGGUUCAACUGCUAUCGUCGGCGUCGUGGCCACUCUAUUUCCUACAACUUUACGUACGAUGAUUGUCUCGUUAGUAAUGAUGUUUGGUAGAACAGGCGCCUUAAUAGGAAACACAUUGUUCCCGAUUUUCCUGGAAUGGGGAUGUCUACCGCCAUUUAUUAUGAUUGGAGGUGCAAUGUUCCUGUCAGCAAUCCUGGGCUUAUUGCUUCCAGCGAAUAUAAAUAAAAAACCGUUAGUGUAGAAACAUAAGGAGAGGCUACUAUAGCUAUGUAGGUGAUAAUAUUUAUAUUAGAAAAAAUAAGCAAAUAUACAAAUGAAUU